Salvelinus fontinalis (brook trout) is the source of this 2096-nucleotide messenger RNA. Its product is annotated as cytosolic endo-beta-N-acetylglucosaminidase-like. Gene Ontology annotation, molecular function: mannosyl-glycoprotein endo-beta-N-acetylglucosaminidase activity. NCBI's taxonomy places the organism in Eukaryota, Metazoa, Chordata, Actinopteri, Salmoniformes, Salmonidae. Gene Ontology annotation, cellular component: cytoplasm. The record is from RefSeq and is a predicted model, not a curated record. Gene Ontology annotation, biological process: protein deglycosylation. The transcript has 13 exons. Bases 120 to 2081 code for a protein of 653 amino acids.
GUAAACAAGGAAAUGUUUCUUUCGCGCUCUGUCCCGAACAUGAGCAAUGCAAAGUUCUGCCAUUGCUACAUGUUUAUGCCUUCCAUUCGGUCAUAGACUUCUAACUCAUAUUUCUCACCAUGGACGGUGCAUUGACUACUGAGCAUAAGGAGGAUGGGUCUUUGCGGAGGAGAAAGACAGAGGACGAAGGAGAGGAUCAGAUCGGGAGCAAGUUGUCAAAAACGGAAAGCACCGGUUUGGAGUCUUGCUUGGAUGAGCCAGUUGAGUUGAGAAGUGUUCAUGAAGUCAUCAAGUAUGGAGCCUCGUCUCUGCCAGCUAAGCAUUAUGACCCGGACACCACCGAGCCAAUCAGCACCGGCCUCCAGUCCCUGGAGGAGCUGUUGUCGUGGAAACGCAGCGAGGCCAAUCCCUUCAACGUGGCGACGGUGCCCCUGGCCAAUCGGGAGCCUUCUUUGGCCAGCACGCCGCACCGGACUCUGGUGAGUCACGACAUGAUGGGCGGAUACCUGGAUGACAGGUUUCUGCAGGGAGCAGAGUCGGAUGCUCCCUAUGUGUUCUACCACUGGCAGUACAUCGACGUGUUUAACUACUUCAGCCACAACAUGGUGACCAUCCCCCCUGCCGUCUGGACCAACGCUGCUCACAGACACGCAGUCAUCGUCCUGGGCACCUUUAUCACUGAGUGGACGGACGGGGGGAAGAUGUGCGAGGUCUUCCUGAAAGAGGAGGAGUCUUACAGGGCCGUAGCUGAUAGGCUGGUUCAGAUAGCCCACUGUUACGGCUUCGAUGGUUGGCUGAUCAACAUCGAGAACCCUCUCAGUGAGACAGCUGUGAAGAACACUCCUCUGUUUCUACGUUAUCUGACUGACCAGAUGCAUGAGAGAGUCCCUGCUAGUAUGGUGUUGUGGUAUGACUCUGUCCUGGAGAACGGACAGCUCAAAUGGCAGAAUGAACUCAACCCAUCCAACAGAGUGUUUUUCUCAGCGUGUGAUGGUAUCUUCACCAACUAUAACUGGACAGAGCAGAGCCUGGAGGGAAUGAAGGCCUACUCAGCUGCUCAGGGCCGGCUGGCGGACAUCUUUGUUGGGGUGGACGUGUUCGCCAGGGGAGACGUGGUGGGAGGGAAGCUGGAGACUAACAAGGCUCUGGAGCUGAUUCGUAAACAUGACUUCUCUACGGCCAUCUUUGCUCCAGGCUGGGUGUACGAGUCCAUCCCAGACAAGACUGCCUUCAGGAAGGAACAGGACAAGUUCUGGUCUCUCCUGUCUGACUUCCUGUAUGUCCACCGGCCCUCGUCGCCCCUCCCUUUCGUCUCCUCCUUCUGCCAGGGUGCUGGGACCAGCCUCUACUGGAGGGGACAGCGUGAGGUGGAUCGUAGCUGGUUCAACCUGGAUGCCCAGGAGCUGCAACCCCUAUACUACAAAGAGACCCUGGAGGGGGAGGGCUGGCUGAGGACCCAGGGCUGCCCCGAAGAUGCCUGGAGCGGAGGCAGCUCUCUGCUCGUAGAGGGCGUCCUACCCUCCACGCUGUCUAAAGUCUGCGCCAGGAUAUUUUCUCUCCAGGUGCCUCUAUCCUCCAGGGUCUUUGUGUCUCUGAUCUAUAAGCCGUCUCCUGGGGUCUCUGUCUCUCUGGAGUUAAAGACUGCUGACGCUACACUCUGCACACACAGAGGUGUUCAGGAUAUACCUACCAGCAGUGUUGAGCCUGCUGCUUUAACAGAGGACCACCAGUUGGUGAGACAGUUCUCUCAGAGCUGUGGACAGUGGAACCCACACGGAUGGACUGUCAGGUGUUCCCAGUUGGAGCUGCAGGGCUGUACUCUGAGGGAUGUGUGUGUCAGCGUGCAGCGUGAUGGAGGAGAUACGGACACACCCUUCAAAUGCCGGGUCGGAGAGAUUAUGGUGAGAGAGAGAGAGAGAGAGAGACCUUACCACAGAAUUACCCGUCACCAGAAUCAUAUCUGUCCCCGACUCUUAGGCCUGGGGCCUCAUUUAUCAAUAUUUAGAAACGGUUCUAAAAUACGGAAUUUAGAAUGUUUGUACGCAGAGAAAAAAAGUGUGAUUUAUCGAACAAUCCUAUGAGCGUCAUAGGCACAC